AUGAACGCGAUACUGUACAUUGCAGUCGCGUCAUGCACUCUUGUCGCGUGCGGUUUCGGAGAUGCAGGCGAAAUACAAUUGGUUGGGGACGAUUUAGAAAAUACUGCGCUUUGCUCUAACGAUAUCAAAGAACAGUUCGCCAAUAUGUCGAACAUAGAAAAAAGCCGCGAACUACAAAAGUUAGAAGCACAGAACACGUCGGCGCUACAGAUGAUCGAUAUGAUGAGCCAAUAUGUGCACUGGGAUAGAUUCCUGUACGACUUACCAAUAAUGGUCACUGAAAUCGGCAAACUGAUGUUGUUCUCGGACAAACAUGACUUCACAUUGAACAAAGAUGGUGCCACCUAUCAGUACAUUCAGAGACAUGAAUCGUUCAGAGCAUCACCUGUACAGGUUGGCAGAAACGCCAUAAAUAUAGUGGAUUACAGUGCUUCGGGAUGUUUUCAGCUAGACAAGAAAUUGCACAGGAAUUGA
Messenger RNA from Anisakis simplex (herring worm), 474 nucleotides. Lineage: Eukaryota; Metazoa; Nematoda; Chromadorea; Rhabditida; Anisakidae. The record is from the annotation of a GenBank genome assembly.